AUGGAACAUCAAGAAAGACUAGAAGCUAUGAUAAAUGAACAAAAGGGUCAGAUUGCGAAAAUAAUAUCAAGAUUGGAAAAUCUAGAUACUCUGACUGAAGUUGAAGUGAAAGAUGGCAAAGGCAAAGGAAAAAAUAAAGGGAAAAAGUCAGAAGAAUUUUAUCAAGAUACAAUCAAAAAACUUGCUCAUGAACUAUUUCAUGAGCACCAACAAAUGUUGCGUCAUAGAGAUAUUUUGUUCGAUCAAUUAUGGAAUGAAAAAUUAUGUUCAAGUCUUCUUAAUGCAAAUCAUGUAAAGAAAGGGUAUUAUGUAAGAAGAUUAAAGGAGAGGAGUGAAAGUGUUAGAAAAGUUCACGAGGAUUUGUACAUGCCGAGCAACCCAGAUGAUCCAUCAUCUGAUACUUAUAUCACAUUAAUCAUUAAAUCUAUUUUCACAUUCGAAAAAGAGCGUACACAAAAAAAUGACAUUUGGACUCAAUCAGUAUUGGAGGUUAUAUUCGACGAGAAUUACCUUUCGACAAAAAUUGAUUCAGAUAUUGUUGAAUCCUGGACUGAAAAUUUAAUAGACGUGGAAGCGGGCUCAGAAAAUAAUGAUUAUUCGCCUAAUAGUGAAGCACUGACGCAUA
This is a messenger RNA of Funneliformis caledonium, 625 nucleotides long. The record is from the annotation of a GenBank genome assembly. NCBI's taxonomy places the organism in Eukaryota, Fungi, Glomeromycota, Glomeromycetes, Glomerales, Glomeraceae.